Molecule: messenger RNA, 1562 nt
Organism: Trichosurus vulpecula (common brushtail)
Lineage: Eukaryota; Metazoa; Chordata; Mammalia; Diprotodontia; Phalangeridae
Product: cytochrome P450 3A24-like
Exons: 13
Coding region: 1-1524 (507 amino acids)
Biological process (GO): steroid metabolic process; oxidative demethylation
Molecular function (GO): testosterone 6-beta-hydroxylase activity; iron ion binding; heme binding
Source: RefSeq, a predicted model, not a curated record
AUGCAGGAAACAUCAGGGAUGCCACCAUGUGACCAGCAGCGGAAACCAGAUGCACCCAUAGAGAAAUAUGGAAUCUGGCCAUAUAGCUUUUUUAAGAAGCUCGGCAUUCCUGGGCCAAGGCCUCUUCCGUUCGUUGGGACAUUUCUUGAAUAUCGUAAAGGAAUUCUCGAGUUUGACCAGAAAUGUUUUAAGAAAUAUGGCAGAAUGUGGGGGUUUUAUGAUGGCAGACUGCCUAUCUUAGCCACUCUGGAUCCAGCCUUCAUCAAAAUAGUUCUAGUGAAAGAGUUUUUCACACUCUUCACUAACCGUCGGGAUUUUGGUUUAAAUGGACUUUUGGAGUCUGCCAUCACCAUUGUUAAAGGAGAGAAAUGGAAGUGGAUCCGGGCUAUUAUCUCUCCAACAUUCACCAGUGGCAAACUCAAGGAGAUGUUUCACAUUAUCAAACACCGUGGAGAUGUUCUGGUGCAACACAUUGAGAAGAGAAUGGCCAAGGAUGAGUCUGUGAAUAUGAAGGAUUUCUUUGGGGCCUACAGCCUGGAUGUCAUCACCAGCACUUCUUUUGGUGUGGACAUUGACUCCAUUAACAAGCCCAAUGACCCCUUCCUUGUGCACGUCAAGAAACUGCUUGCUUUCUCCUUUUUAAACCCUCUGCUUCUUUUAAUAGCGGUGUUUCCUUCUCUUGUGCCAAUAUUGAAAAAAAUGAAUGUGAGUUUUCUACCUAAAGAUGUUAUUGACUUUCUCGUGAAUGCAACGCGACAUAUCAUGGCAGAUCGGCAAAAGAGCAACAGAAGGGAUCGCGUGGACUUCCUGCAAUUAAUGAUGGAUUCUCAGGCCACAAAUGACCCUGGAUCUAAGGAGAUAAAUAACUCUCCAAAGGCUCUGACUGAAAUAGAGAUUAUGGCUCAGGCCAUUACCUUUCUUUUUGCUGGCUAUGAAACUAUAAGUACAACCCUCACCUUCAUUUCUUAUAACUUGGCCACCCAUCCUGAAAUCCAGAAGAAACUGCAUGAAGAGAUAGACAGUACUCUACCCAGCAAGGCAGUCCCCACAUAUGAUACCAUCUUCCAGAUGGAGUAUCUGGACAUGGUUGUGAAUGAGACACUCAGGCUCUUCCCCCUGGGAGGACGCCUGGAGAGAGUGUGUGAGAAAACUGCUGAGAUCAAUGGGAUAACCAUUCCCAAGGGGACAGUAGUGAUGGUGCCUCUCCAUGUUCUGCAUCAUGACCCAGAGUACUGGCCAGAACCUGAAGAGUUCCGUCCUGAAAGGUUUGAUCGAGAAGGAAGAAAAUCCAUUGAUCCAUAUGUAUUCCUUCCUUUUGGAGCUGGUCCUCGGAAUUGCAUUGGAAUGAGGUUUGCAAUGCUGACCAUGAAGACUGCCCUGGUCAUGCUCUUACAGAGUUUCACCUUGCAGCCCUGCAAAGAGACUCCGAUUCCCUUGGAAUUAGACACAAAGAGUUUUGUAAAGCCCAAGAAGCCAAUCAUUCUGAAGCUUGUUCCUAGAACAAGCCUUAAUGCUAAGCAAUAGAAACUGAGGACUUGAUGGCACAGAAAGAAGACCCUUAA